Rotaria sordida is the source of this 1242-nucleotide messenger RNA. The record is from the annotation of a GenBank genome assembly. Lineage: Eukaryota; Metazoa; Rotifera; Eurotatoria; Philodinida; Philodinidae.
AUGGUCAAUGUUAAAUUUAAUACGAACCUUACGGAAACUACGGUGCAAGAAAUCAUCAAUGGUUUAAAUAAUGGUGAAAUGAAUGAACUUUUUCAUUCUUUUGAUAUCAAUCAGUUACUCAAUCAUUAUAUGACAAGUUCAGUAAUUGAUACAAAAGCAACUUUGUACAAUGAUUUUGUUAAUCAUUGGGCAACUCAUCAUCGAACACAUCCAUGUGCAGCAACAAGAAAGAAUAUAGAUCCUGGCUGUAUGAGAUGUUUUGUCUUGGAUGGCAUGCAAAAAGUUGUGAGACCAAUUUGUACUAAUAAGAAUAAACAGGAAUGUACCGAAGAAUUUCCUGAUGGAAUUUACAUUGGCUGUGGUAACACACCGAAAACAAAGUCCGGCUUAUGUGAAUCAUGCCGUGAAUCUAUUUUAUUAAAAGAUAGUGAAACAUCUUUAUUAACUGAUGAUGAUAAAGGGAUUUAUGAUGAUCCAUUGAUGGGAUGCAAUGUUUCUAGAGAAGAUCGGUAUGUUGGUAGUAUAUCGAUAUUAGCAUAGAUAGUUUUUUUCUAGUUUCGUGGACCUAGAAAAGCGAUCCUCACAAGGUAUUAUUUACACAUUGUCUCCGUGUGGAAUAGUUGUCGGCUUUGAUGAAAUUUUUCGAUCAGAAUCUUGUUUUAUCGCUUUACGGCAUUUAUUCAAAAUUAUACAUGUUAUCAAUAGUCAAUAUCAUCAAUACUUACCAAAAAUGAUUAUUUAUGAUAACGCUUGUAGCUUAUAUAUCUACUUUUGGAAUCGAUAUGGGAAAAGCGAUCGUAAUCGACAUAUUCCACAAACAUCAUCAUCAAAAUUUAUUUCUGAAUGCUCCUUCUUCAUCGAUCGAUUCCAUCAACCGAAUCAUAAACGGCCUAUGUGCCAAAAAGAAAGAAACUUAGACUAUAUUCACACAGAUGCAGCAGCUAAAAGUAUUAACACUGAAGUUGCGGAACAAAGAAAUAGUGUCUUGAAACAAUAUCACAAUGCCCUAUCAUCUUAUUCAUCAAAGAAAGCUCGUAUUGCUUAUUUGGUAUUAUUCCAUCUUAUGAAUUGUGAACGUAAUACUUGUGAUAAUCAAUUCGAAUAUAGUCGAAAAUACGUAAAAGGUGAGUUUUGCGAACAGUCCUGAAAAAUAUUUUCUAAAAACCAGAAAGAAAAGAUAAAAAGGCCACCAACCCACAAUUGGUUAUAUGUUUUUUAUUUAGGCUCCUCUUCGUCGACAUG